Molecule: messenger RNA, 694 nt
Organism: Ectocarpus siliculosus
Lineage: Eukaryota; Phaeophyceae; Ectocarpales; Ectocarpaceae
Source: the annotation of a GenBank genome assembly
AUUUGGACAGCAAGUCACACGGCUGCCUGUCGAGCCGAUUGGUAUUGGUGUUCUUCGCGCGUCGGGUAGGGUGUAAUGGGUGUAGCGUUUUUUUGCCGAUUGACCCAGCCGUCGAUGUUGAUCACGGCGCUCUCCCUGGCUUGGUUCCUCUCGUGUCUUGCUGGCGUCUCGGGGAACGCCGUGCCAUUGGGCCGUGCGAACGAAAGGAGGCACUUACUUGCCCCGGCGGCAGUCAACGACGUGAAUCUGGCUCAUUUUUUCAUGGGGCAUGGCGUGGUCGGUGGAAGUGAACCUGUUUUCGUGUUUUUGCGAAAGGUUGACGGUGUGUCGAUUUCGCCCUUUGCGCUGACAGGGCGAAAGCGUAUCGGGGAGAGGCGUUUUUUCCUUUCCACGUGCACGCGAAAAGCGUGGUUUCAUAAAGUUCAUGUGUUUGCGUAUCUGCCGAGCCGUUCCUCGUUAUCUUAGCAGCAGCGCAGCAACACUUACUGUUGCAGUGUCAAAGGCUGGGUUUGUGUGUGUCUUCGAGCGUUCUUAGCGCAUAUUCGGAGAAAAGGAUGGGAAAUAUUCAAGGGAGGCGACGAAAUGGGACAUGCCCCUGGGAUAAGGAAAAAAAUGGGGUCGUGAUCGUUUACAAACGGGAUGAGACAGCAGCGCUGCGACGGCGGGCACCUUCAAGAACACAUUCUUUCAUUUC